Messenger RNA from Suillus plorans, 1230 nucleotides. RefSeq lists its product as uncharacterized. The coding region runs from base 1 to 1230 and encodes 409 amino acids. NCBI's taxonomy places the organism in Eukaryota, Fungi, Basidiomycota, Agaricomycetes, Boletales, Suillaceae. The record is from RefSeq and is a predicted model, not a curated record. The transcript has 4 exons.
AUGGCAUCCCAAAACAACUGCUCAUAUUAUCAUGAAGAUGUUGCUGCCCUUGACCUCGAUCCUCUGACACCUCUAAUUCCGCAAGAUUGGGCAUUGAAGGCCGUUCACAUGGCGAGCGAAUGGGUAGAACAGCAGUUUGCUGCCUAUGUCGGAGGUAGAUCGCUUGUACCUGCUCCUCCGGAACUUGACCCGGAAACGAUGCUCGCAUGCAACCAGUUGGCAUUUGUACUAGCGGAAGCAUAUCAGCACCCUAUCAAAUUGGAUAUUGACCUCAUUAGGUACAACGAGGCGUUGGCCAAACGAGAAUCAGGAUUAAACGAUGCACACGAAGAAGAAUUGUUAGCCAAGUUCCCCCCCACAGAGCAUAUAUUAUUGGAUCGACCUUCCGUUGUGAUUGACGCCGGAUACUGGAUUAUUUUAUGGUAUCUGCCGGGCGCGCUCAACUGGUCAUUGCAGCGCGAUAUGUAUGUCGCCACCAUCAGAAUGGGCGACUUACUUAAGAAGAGCAUCACCCACGGACGCACAUCCAUACGAAAUGCAAGCAAUUGGAGAACCCACCAUUCCAACUUUUACCCCGUGGGAGAGCCAGGUCUGAUCCCCGGAUGCAUCAAUAUAUCGCCUUGCUGGUUUCAGCAAGGCCAUGAGCGGUACAGCCAACCACCUUUGAAUCCGGAUGAGGGUUUUAUGCCAGAAGUGUCUUCUUCUCUGAAGAGCGAUAUGAAUAUAUCUGUGAUAACAGAUAUGCAGCGUCCGGGGCUGGUAGCAUCGGCAGCCCUGCAUGUGAUGCAUCCGCAAUUAUACCAAGCUUCGAUCGCCACUCAAGUUCAACUCGGCCAUUGGGCAGCACCUCAGGGGCUUCAUCAGAUGUCCCGAAUGCUCCAAAACUGGGCAUCUGUGUACACCGGUGCGGCGGUCAUGUGCAACAGACAAUCGCCGAACCAUCGAGAUCCGAAAUGCCCUCCGGAGGGGUUAGAUAUUCUGACGUGCACAGGAUGUUAUGAUCGCGCAGUCAUGCAGUUAACAAACUUGGGGAUCGACUUGAUAUAUAAUCCAGGAGUAAUGGUGAGCUACUCCGGCCGGCUUGUGAGGCACGGUGUCCAGGUGUGUGAGGGGGAUAAAAUCAUUUGGGUCUGGUUUAUGCGUGAUAGCGUGCAUAACUAUACUCGAACCCCACGUACUGAAUAUGUGCACUACAAUCAGGCUGAUUUUGCUAGGUACCAGCCCCAAUAG